This is a messenger RNA of Fraxinus pennsylvanica, 345 nucleotides long. The record is from the annotation of a GenBank genome assembly. Lineage: Eukaryota; Viridiplantae; Streptophyta; Magnoliopsida; Lamiales; Oleaceae.
AUGAGUACUAAGAAAAUUGAGCUCAAGGUCACCAUUAACUGCUUGAAAUGCAAGACUGAAAUUCUGAAAGCCGUCGCCAAACUUACAGCUGUUGAUUCGGUAACAGUGGAUGUUGAGAAGGGCACAUUAACUGUUGUGGGGGGUGUUGAUCCUGUGUGUAUCGUCACAUCCAUCAGAAAGACUGGAAAAUGUGCUGAAAUUACAAGUGUUGGGCCACCAAAGAAACCUGAACCUAAAAAAGAAUCUCCUAAAAAACCUUGCAAACUACCUGCAUGUUGUAAGCAAUGCCAACUUGUUGCUGUUCGCUACGAUACCUAUUAUGGUGGACCUUGUUCAAUUCUAUAA